AUGUCUUCUCAACGGGUCAUCCAGGACUCUGACGACGACGAAAUCGGCGACGAUUGCUCUGACGUCGCAACAUCAAUCGACCCCCUCCAAGAUCCAUCGCUGCUAUAUGAUGCGCCUUCCACAUCCAACGAACGCGCGCGUCCCGCCGAGCACGGAGCAGAGCUGAUACCGACCUCCAUUCCAGAGUCCAAUCUUCCUCAGGUCGGUUUUGACAAGUAUCUGAGAUCUGAGUCGUCAAUUAUAGCUGGAGAUUAUGAAGAUGAAAGAAGGGUUUCCACCGCAGAUGCCGCGCCUGCUGGAGCACCCCAACCCAAUCGCGAAUAUUACGAUCAGCGCCCGGGCGAUAUUUUCGUUUAUCCGGCGAAUUCCAGCUUCGUUGUACCUGAUACGCUCCCAUUGACAGCCGACAUGCGACGGCCUGAAUCGCAGCAAUUGGGACACGUUGAAGCGACAGACGAACAUGAACACCCUUCGAAACGGCGAAAGAUAUCUUUUACUCAGGAUACACUGCAGGAAAAUUUGAGCGGUGGCACGUCAGGGGUAGGCGUAUCGUACGAUUUUUUUGCAUCCAUUGACCCCCACAGCCCGUCACAAGCGGCUACAGAGCUUCGGACUUCCAUUGAUCUUCCUCGCCAGGCACAACAAGCAGGUAGUGAAGAAUUGAUCCCUGAAAGAUUUGAAACACCCCCGCCUACGGUGCCACUCUCGGAGGAUGUUCUAUAUGACGAAGACCGAGCAAAAAAUGAGCCUCUACCAACGACAAUCAAUGAAUCCAAAGGUGAAAUAACAUGUGACCAAGGCCCUGCAUUCGAGACGGACAAUGAGGUGUUGGGAUCCAAAAAGAAAAGAGGACGGCCAAAGAAACAAGCACUUGCCGACAAGACUGAAGACCAAGUUGAGUUCGUUUCCGAUGGCAUAAUUGCUCCAGUCAACCAACCAAACAAAAAGAAACUCGGUAGACCCAAGAAACAGGACCGCGACACUUCACCUGAUGAACUUGCGAUGGAUGAAAUGAUGAAACACCAGACAGACGAUGUACGCGGACAAAAACCUAUCUCGAAACCCGACAAGCCGAAGAAGAAGAAAGUGAAGCGCAGCAAGACAACUUCUGAUUUACCAAACACAACCAGCCUACCAAACGACGAUCGUGAUAUGCGAUGGAUCGAUAAUUCGCUAGUGAUUGACCUGGAAAGCACAGAGUCCAAGCCAACGGCUGUUGAUGAAACUGCCGCUACCUCUAUUUCGAAAGAAGAACUUCCCACAAAGAAGGCAACCGGGGAUGAGAAAUCUACUACGAAUGAUACCAAGGCAGAGCCUAAAAAACGUGGCCGCAAGAAGAAAUCAACAGCUGAAGGACCUCCCGCGGCUUACGCCGAGUCUUCGACUGUCCUUCAGGACAUCUCAAACACGGCCCAUCUGUCGACAAAAGACGAACAUAACCCCAAUGGUGACCAGACAGGCGACUCAAACCCGAAUGAGAUCAGUGAAACCAAGCGUCCACAAAAAGGAAUGGAAGCCACCGUCCCUACCGCCGAGACACCGACGAAAAGUGAAUCUACCGCAGCAAAGGCUGAUGGAGAGAAUCCUGCUACAAUAAAACAAGCACCAGCAAAACCGAGUCCUAUUCUAAACACAGGCAAGGUACCUUACCGUGUAGGGCUGAGCCGACGAGCACGAAUCGCGCCGUUGUUAAAAAUAGUCAGAAAGUAA
This is a messenger RNA of Talaromyces rugulosus, 1710 nucleotides long. RefSeq lists its product as uncharacterized. The transcript is spliced from 2 exons. The record is from RefSeq and is a predicted model, not a curated record. Bases 1 to 1710 code for a protein of 569 amino acids. Lineage: Eukaryota; Fungi; Ascomycota; Eurotiomycetes; Eurotiales; Trichocomaceae. Gene Ontology annotation, molecular function: DNA binding.